Cladocopium goreaui is the source of this 2931-nucleotide messenger RNA. NCBI's taxonomy places the organism in Eukaryota, Dinophyceae, Suessiales, Symbiodiniaceae. The record is from the annotation of a GenBank genome assembly.
AUGGAGCAACUAGAGUCACUAGAGAAGGCCCAGAAAGCGGCGGCAGAAGCUGCCAAGAGUCAAGAUACCUUCGAACGUGAGCUUGCAGCCAUGCAGGUCCAAGAAGAGUUUGCUUUUCCUGCUGAUGCCGAUGCCAAUGUCGACAUGGAGGGUGCAAUGUCACCUGCAUCUUUGGUUAAGGGUGGCGCCGGUAGUAGUCUGAAAUCUGUGGUCGAGCGCUUGCAGGAGCAACUCACCGUCGAAAUGAAAGCAAAGGAGCUGGGCCGAGAUGGGCUUGCCAUGGCAUGGCUGGCCAUAGGCAUCAUGAUUUUCCAUGAAGAGAUUCCCAGAUUUGAGUUGUUGGACAUUGAGGCGGAGGAAAUCACUCUGAAGUUGGAGGAAGUCCGGGAAAUGACCCAGCUCUCAGCCAAAGAUGAGACCUGGACCGAAGAGGUGCAAGUGGAAUGGCACAAGGAGGCGUUAUGGUCUUACUACAAGAGCCAUCGUGCCGAAAUGGUGCAACUGCAGCGCCGCAGAGCUGUUUUGGAGAGAGCCAAUGCACAACAGAAUGCACAGCCGAAGAAUACUGAGAGCCAUGAGGACGUGGCCUCACUGAAACGUGCCACCGAACAGCUGAGUGUCCAAAAUGAUCACUUGACGAGCACUCUGGCGGCCAAGAACAAAUUUCUUGAGGAGCAGCGCUACCUCCAGAAGACGGGACUGGAGAUGCUGGAGACGCAACGAGAGCUGGAACUGUGUCUGUCGGAGGAGAUCAAUGCUCUGCAGGAACGGGAAGAUCAACUGGAAAGCCUUGCCAGGGAACUCUGCCAGAUUCGCCAGCGACAGAAACAGCAGCGGCAACUGCAAAGUGCCGAGGUUGCGCGUCUGCAAAGCCGGCUUCAUGUGCUGCGUUCAAGCGGUGUUGGGCAGGUAGAUCCCAUGGCCACUGAACAGAUGGAACUGGAGACUUUGGAGGUCUCGGUGGAUUGCCGCGAAGCCGCUUGCGAUGCGGAGAUGUGGAUGUCGUGCCUGCCGAGUCAGGUCCGAGAGGAUGCUGGGCUUGGACAGUCUUUUGACUCCAUCUGUGGCCUUUACCGUUGCUAUCACAAGGCGCGCAUCCUGAGCCACUGCAUUCACCAGCAUUGUGUGGCCAGAGCGGCUCUGGUGCAGGACCUUUCGCUGAUGCGCUACUUGUGCUCUGCCAUGUUGGUUGCCGCCCAGCUGGCUUACGCGGUGGUGGGUGUUUUGAGCUGUCUCCAGAGCACAGAGGUUUCCAAGUACACGGAGCUCUCACAGUUGCCAUCCUUCACCACAGCUGCUCAUGUGGGUGAGAUUGGGCUGGAUGCCCUAUUAAGGAGCUUCCUCCAGAUCUGCCGUGGUCGAGAUGAAAGUAGCAGCGCCCAACGUGAAGCGCUACUUGCAGCGGUGCGGGCGCAAGGAGCUCAACUAAUGUCUCUGCAGAAGGCCUUGUUCAAGGACGAACAGCACUACGAAGUGUCGAAACUCCGUGGCGCUUGCGCGUUGGAAGCUUUCCGCGCCGCCUGCGCAGGCGCCUUGUAUGGCAGCACUAUGGCGGGUGGAAACUAUCGGGCGACAUGGCAGGAGCUCUAUGAGAUGUCCGACAGGCUCUUGGGAAAUGCGGAAACAGAAAGCCACAUGGAAUUGUUCUCCAUCGUUCGUCCCAAGCAGGCGACUUCAGAUGAGGAGGAAGAGGAGGACAUGGAUGAUCUGAAGAAAUCUGAAGCUUCUCAUGCACUCCUGGCCGGUUGCAUCGAUGCGCUGAUGCGACACGCUGUGAGCUUGGGCGCUGGUGCGACAUCUGAGAAGGAGUCCCAGCAAGUCAGAACUUUCAGCCUGGCUGAGAAGGAGUUGCAGACCCUGAGCGAAAUGUGGGCUGAAGCCGCUGAAGCCGCUGAAGGAAGUGAAAGCAAAGACGCAGCCGGAGCUGAGGCACAGCUGCCAUGGGAGAAGCUUCGGGAGAAGGUACGACAAGAUCUGCAGGUUGCUGAACAAGCGGCACAGCCGGCGUAUGAGCAAGCGAGCAAGGGCUUGGAGAAGGUGGAAUUGUCGAUGAGUACCACCCAGGAGCGACUGGCUAGGGCCAAAGACGAGAUGCACGAGGUGGAGAAGAACUUUGGGAAAACACGCCUUGAAGCCGAGAGAUUGCAGUUGCUGCUGAGCAGCGUAAAGCAAAGACGCAAACAAGCGCAGAAGGGCGGCGAUGCGUGUGAUGCCUUGGAGAAAGAAGUGAAGCAUCAAUCAGAGCAAUGUGAAGAAAUGACUGCCAACUACCAGGAAUCAAGCCAACACUGUGAGGAGUUGCGGCAUCGUUUGAAUGAGCUGGAGCGCCGCAUCAUGCGCCGCUACCGCGACGUGGCUCCUGAGGAGGUCUUGGCCUUGCGGCGCAGCGUGGCACGGCAGCUGGAGGACAUCCAGCGAUGCAAGGCCAAGGCACAGCGGAAUGGACACAGUGCUGGAAUCUUCCAGGAGCUUCGGCUUGUGCCCGACAUCCGCAGACGUACGGACUCGGAGUCCAGUGAGACCGGUGGUGCUGUGGAAUUAUGGACCGAACUACAGAAGAUCAGAGAAGAUCUGAUGAACGUGAUGAUGACACCCCUUCGCUUGGACGAACCAGAGCCCGAACCCUCGACGAGGCUACAGAGUCUGGCGAAACGAGUAAAAUCCUUGCGCGAGCGCGUCACUGAAUGUGCCAAGGAGGAGGUGAGUCGUUGCACUUCAGCGGCGGCUGGUGCUCCACGUUCCACGCGUGGGCAAUUCGACUCUGUGGCCCUGACGCGCUUCCUGAAAGCCACCAACGACGCUGUGCGUCAUGGACCCAUGGGAAAGGUGAAAGUGCCUAUCAUGGCGCGAAAACCGCGGGCUGUUACUCUGCCGUUGCAGAUGGACGAGCAAGAUCUUCGGGCGCUGCAUGAAAUCCUUCUGCCGAUCUGA